This is a messenger RNA of Eruca vesicaria subsp. sativa (arugula), 862 nucleotides long. The record is from the annotation of a GenBank genome assembly. NCBI's taxonomy places the organism in Eukaryota, Viridiplantae, Streptophyta, Magnoliopsida, Brassicales, Brassicaceae.
GUUUGAACAAAAAAAAGAUACAAUGCAGCAAUCAAAGACGGUUCUGAAAUAUGUUUCCGUCUUUAUUUUGGUCACUCUCCCUAUCCUUGUCUUCUUCUCUACACAACAACACAAACCUUCCUUCAACGCCCAAAAAGAUCUCAUCAAGAUCCGACCCGGUUACACGUCUUACGAUUACUACAUCCAACGUCAGCUCAACAAGACGCUUAACCCUAGGCUACGUACGAUAUGGAUGACACGUGACUGGGACCGUAAGAUCAAAGUAUUCUCAAGAUUCUUCCAAGAUCUCAAGCGUCAAAACCUCUUAUCCAACGGUUCUAAAUGUCUAUGCAUCGGAGCUAGAGUCGGACAAGAAGUGGUGGCGCUGAAACGUGUGGGAGUGAACGAUUCGGUCGGGAUGGAUCUUGUUCCGUAUCCACCGUUGGUUGUUCAAGGAGACUUUCAUCACCAGCCGUUCGAUGAUGAGACUUUUGAUUUCGAGUUCUCUAACGUGUUUGAUCAUGCGCUUUACCCGGAGAAGUUCGUUGGAGAGAUUGAACGGACCCUGAGACCAGGAGGUGUUUGUGUAUUACAUGUGGCUCUCUCUACACGUUCGGAUAAAUAUUCUGCGAACGACUUGUACAGUGUGGAGGCCUUGGUGAGGCUGUUUAGACGAUCGGAUGUGGUUCACGUACGAAAUGUUGACGGCCUUGGGUUGGAUACGGAGGUCGUUUUUAGGAAGAAAAGGGAUUCAUCAAAAUAGUCCAGUCUUGAAUUUUUUUUGCGUGUUUUUACAUUUAUUGUUUAUCUAUUCUGUUCCAUCGAAUCAUAUAAAAAUGGGAUGUGUUUUAAUAUCAUCGCUCGUAUAUAGAGUGUUCUAAUU